Pararge aegeria (speckled wood butterfly) is the source of this 1873-nucleotide messenger RNA. It is a transcript of the gene Rrp40, whose product is annotated as exosome complex component RRP40. The transcript has a single exon. The coding region runs from base 89 to 799 and encodes 236 amino acids. Gene Ontology annotation, molecular function: RNA binding. Lineage: Eukaryota; Metazoa; Arthropoda; Insecta; Lepidoptera; Nymphalidae. The record is from RefSeq and is a predicted model, not a curated record. Gene Ontology annotation, biological process: exonucleolytic trimming to generate mature 3'-end of 5.8S rRNA from tricistronic rRNA transcript (SSU-rRNA, 5.8S rRNA, LSU-rRNA); nuclear polyadenylation-dependent rRNA catabolic process; TRAMP-dependent tRNA surveillance pathway. Gene Ontology annotation, cellular component: cytoplasmic exosome (RNase complex); nuclear exosome (RNase complex).
AAUGUCAUUUUGAUCUUUUAUUUUCAAACGUAGGUAAACAAAGAACAGCACAUGUUUUUCAAAGUAUAAUUAAAAAUUCAGCUGAAACAUGAAAGUAUCAAUCGGCGACGUCGUCCUACCGGGCGAUUAUUUCGAUGAAAUUUCAACGGACAAUGCGAAAUCCCGUGUUGUAAUUGGCCCGGGUCUACGAAAAGAGGAAGACCAUGUUUAUAUUACGAAAGCAGGUGUUCUGAAGAAAAAGAAUCCUCAUACUUACUGGAUAGACAGUUAUCAGAAGAGGUAUGUGCCGUCGAGAGGGGAAAAUGUUAUAGGCAUUGUCUCACAAAAAGCUGGUGAUAUUUUUAGAGUUGAUAUCGGCGGAAGCACCACAGCAGCUUUAUCCUAUUUAUCCUUUGAAGGAGCUACUAAAAAGAACAGGCCAGAAGUACAGGUUGGAGAUAUAAUAUACGCAAAACUGGUAAUAGCGAGCAAAGAUAUGGAGCCUGAACUUGUAUGUAUAGAUUCCUUUGGACAUAAAGGUCGAUUGGGUGUCUUAACUGACGGGUUUGUAUUUAAAUGUUCAAUAAACCUUAUAAGGAAGAUUCUUAGCCCUCAGUGCCCUUUACUUGAGUCUCUGAAGAAUGAAUGGCCAUUUGAACUGGCUGCAGGGAUGAAUGGCAGGAUUUGGAUUAAAGCAAAUUCCAUGAAAGAAACUAUAGCAUUGGGCAAUGCCGUUUUAGGAGCAGAGUUUAUGAGCCAGGAGGAAAUAAAAAAGAUGAGUAAUAAUAUUUCUGCCACUUUAGCUGGGCAUGUGUAUUAAUUUUAAAUACUGGUCAUCAUAAUUAUAUAUGUAUUUCCAAAUCAUGAAACUGACAGACUCCUAAGGCUUUAAUAGCGUGUGCCAAAAGCUUUGGAAGUUUGUGGUGACUAGGUUAUGAUGUUACAAAAUUGACAGCACUGAAAGUAAAGCUGUGAUUUGUAAAAAUACCUUAGAAGACCAAUGGUUAGCAGUAGUGGUAGGAGAUGGUUAAGAAUAUUAUGUAAUUUCUUUAAAAAACCAGUAACUAUAUGUAUAUAGUGGUUUUACUUAUAGCUGUGUGUACACAGCUAUAAGUAAAAGUUGUGUAUAUCUUUACUAAGUCAGCCUCUCAGACUUGUCUCAUGAUGUAAACAAUAUUUUAUUUUAUCUGCUUUUAUUUACUCUAUCACACUUCUAUUUUUAAACACAAAUUACAUUCAAAAGUAAUGUUAUGAAUACAAGCUUGUACUCAUUGAGAGAAAUUUUGCUAAUGUCCACACAGGAGUUUGGUCCAUAUUGGAAGAUAAUACAAAGGUAUGCUAUUAGCAGCUUUAGCCUUAUACUGUAGUGUAAAUUGUGUUCUUGCUCAGUCUCAGCUGCUAUCAUCUAAAUCAAAAACUGCAUUCACUUGGAAGUUGCAGCGUUCAUACACAUAUUAAUUGUAAAGGGAUGAUGAUAACUUCACUCGCCAAUUUAAGCCUAAAGCUAUGGGUUUUCUAAACGCUGGUCAACCCUGGUCUUAGAAGAAUCCACAACAAACUUAGCCGGGUAAUCUUUUUUUGUUAUCACCAAUAUCACCAUACCACCCAAUGUGAUUCAUUAGAACCAAAUGUGGCAAAAUGUAUUAAUGGCCUUAACAUAUUCUAUAGACUCACAAACUUAAGUGAAAUAAAACAUUGAAAUCUGGGCUAUGAGCAGGCACAAACAUUUUAUAUACUCAGUCUUAUUAUUACAUAAAGUUCUAAUUCCAAUGUUUUAAUUUGUUCUAAGAGGAGAAACUAUAAUUUCCACCUUCACUCCAGGCUUGUGUUUCUAAUUCUUAACUUAUUUAUAAACGGAAAUAAACGUUACAAUAAAACAAACAGCUUAAAGGAA